GCAAAAACCAUGGCUAAGCAACCAACAGUUCUCUGGGCCCAGCGUGAAUCACUUGUCUAUCUGACCAUCGAGGUUGAUGAGGCGAAAAUCGAGGAACUGAAAGGAGAGGGAAACAAGCUUCACUUCCAAGGAAGCAGCAAAACUGACAAGUACGAAGCAACUCUCGAAUUCUUCGACGAAAUCGAUCCUGCAUCCGUAAAGCACACUGGAUCUUCAACCCGCGUCGUUGAGAUCACAGUUCAGAAGAAGACCCCAGCCUGGUGGCCAAGACUUCUUCAAAACAAGGGAAAGGUCCAUUGGUUGAAGGUUGACUUUGGAAAAUGGAAGGAUGAAGACGAGGAUGAUGAGGCUGAGGAUGCCGGAGCCGGAAUUGGCGGUGGAAUGGCGAACGGAUUCGAUUUGAACCAGUACAUGUCCCAGAUGGGAGGAGCUGGCGGAGCAGACUUCGGAGGUCUUGAGGAUGAUGAGGAAGAUGACGAUAUGCCAGAUCUCGAAGACAACGAAGAGGAGGAAGGAAAGAACGGAACGAGAGCUUAAGCAACUCCUCAAGUCCCAAUUGUUUCAUUAAAAAUACAAUUUGAAUUUCUCUAAUUUAAUUCUUUAUUCAUUUUUCUCUAUCCCGAUUAUUCCUCUUCCAGUUUGUGAACGCUUCACGUAUCUCAGUCACAGAGUUUCAUUUAUUGUUUCCACUUUAAAUAUUUAUUGAGUAAAGUGAUAUCAC
Caenorhabditis elegans is the source of this 721-nucleotide messenger RNA. RefSeq names its product Co-chaperone protein daf-41 (gene daf-41). NCBI's taxonomy places the organism in Eukaryota, Metazoa, Nematoda, Chromadorea, Rhabditida, Rhabditidae. The record is from RefSeq and is marked reviewed. The transcript is spliced from 3 exons. Gene Ontology annotation, molecular function: Hsp90 protein binding. The coding region runs from base 10 to 537 and encodes 175 amino acids.